GUUUCAUACAAUCGAAUGAAUCGCUUUUUUCUUAGAAAGUUUAUUCUGUUUGAUCCUAGAGACCGAGCUAUGAAUAUGAACAAAAAAGAAAAAAUUGUAAAUAUUUUUAUUCUUGAAACGUCAGAAGGGAACUCAGAUGAAUGAAGAUUCAAGAUUCGGGAUUGGGAGAUAUCUAAAUAAUUAUUAUAUUUUGUUUAUUUAAUGUAAACAUGUCUUUCUCUUUAGUCUAUAAUUCAAGUUUCAUUGAUACAAUGGAACUAGGAACAUUAUUGUGAACUACAAGCCAGUAAACAAAAUUGUAAAUUUAAAAGGUAAUGUUUUAAAACAAUAAUAAUGGGUGGAAAAGCAGAAAAAGGCACCCCGAAGUACAUAGCAAAUAAAAUAAAAGCGAAAGGCUUGCAGAAACUAAGAUGGUACUGCCAGAUGUGCCAAAAACAAUGUCGAGAUGAAAACGGCUUCAAAUGCCACACUAUGUCUGAAUCACAUCAACGACAAUUACUCAUAUUUGCUGAUAACGCCUCCAAAUACAUUGAUGACUUCUCCAAGGAAUUUGCUGAUGGAUAUUUAGAGUUAUUGAGUCGCCAGUUCGGCACUAAAAGGGUUAAUGCCAAUAAGGUAUACCAGGAUUACAUAUCUCAUCGUGACCAUUUGCAUAUGAAUGCGACUCAAUGGGAAACCCUGACAGACUUUGUCAAGUGGCUGGGCAGGGAGGGGAAAUGUGUUGUCGAUGAAACAGAGAAGGGAUGGUUUGUGGCAUACAUAGACAGGGAUCCAGCCACCAUUGCAGCACUUGAAGCCAAGGCGAAGAAGGAGAAACUUGAUAAGGAUGACCAAGAAAGGAUGUUGGAGUUUAUACAAAAACAGGUUGAAAGAGGAAAAAAGGAAGACAUGGAUGAGCCCAAAUACACAGAGCUUAAAAGAGAAAGCAGUCAAGAACGACUCACUCUCACAUUGAAGAGAAAAGUGGAAGAUAAGCCUGAGGUAUUGUCGAAGUCAGCCCUGCAGUCUGUGAAGCCCAAAGAGCACAGCAUCAAGAAGACCAAGGGUGACAGCAAGCGUUCAGUGCUCGAUGAGAUAAUUGACAUGCAGGAGUCACAGAAGGAGAAAGCGAACAGAAAAGAUUAUUGGCUUACUGAAGGCAUUGUUGUGAAAAUAGUAACAAAAUCGUUGGGCGACAAGUUCUACAAGCGGAAGGGCGUCAUCGAGCGUGUGGUAGACCGUUAUGGCGCGCACAUCAAACUGACAGAUGACAAUGUCAAGCUGAAGUUGGAUCAGAACCACGUUGAAACAGUGAUACCGUCGCCAGGCAGAGCGGUGAAAUUCGUCAACGGCGCGUACCGCGGCCUGAAGGGACUGUUGGCAAACGUACAGACUGACAAGUUCUGCUGUCAGGUCGAGGUUACGGAGGGUCCUCUUACUGGAAGAAUAGUUAAGAACGUACAGUAUGAAGAUAUAAGUAAAUUGGCGAGCUAAUAUUUUAUUAUAUA
Molecule: messenger RNA, 1487 nt
Organism: Leptidea sinapis
Lineage: Eukaryota; Metazoa; Arthropoda; Insecta; Lepidoptera; Pieridae
Gene: kin17
Product: DNA/RNA-binding protein KIN17
Exons: 7
Coding region: 334-1473 (379 amino acids)
Biological process (GO): DNA damage response; DNA replication
Cellular component (GO): nucleus
Molecular function (GO): double-stranded DNA binding
Source: RefSeq, a predicted model, not a curated record